AUGGAGAACUAUUCAAAUUCAACGAAUCAAAGUCCUCCCGCAUAUUCAACUUAUCCAACAGCUUAUCCAACAGCUUAUCCAACAGCAAAUCCCGUUCAAAUCCAAUAUGUUGAAGCUCCUCCAAUGCACACCGUUUACACAAGUCCACGAGUUGUUGUCGUCGAUGAUUGUGAGCAUCAUUACAAUCAGUAUCGAAUGCGACGAGUAGCGAUCGGAGUUUUCUUCAUUUUCUUCAUCGCUGGUUUCAUUAUCACAGCUAUAAUGGUAUUCAGAAACAAAGAU
Mesorhabditis belari is the source of this 282-nucleotide messenger RNA. NCBI's taxonomy places the organism in Eukaryota, Metazoa, Nematoda, Chromadorea, Rhabditida, Rhabditidae. The record is from the annotation of a GenBank genome assembly.